ACCUCCCGGCUCUCUGCAGGUUGUGCUGCUGCUGCAGCAGCUUUCUCACAUAAUUCAAAGUCAAGUGUAGUUUUAUACAAGUGGCUUCUCCGGAGCAAACAACAACUUCUGCAGCCGGACAGGAGUUCAGAUUGUCGGAUAUAAAGAGUUCCGAGGAGGCGGAACAACCAGCCUGGUCGGGAGAUAUAAGCGCUUAUUUUUUUUGUGCCAUGUUUUUCUAACGUUACACGGAUUAUUUGAUGAAGCCCACACCUGCAGCCGACUGUCCAUCGUGAAGCAGGAUGAACGGAUAUGAACCUCCAGCUCUCGCCUCCGGCAUCUUCGGCUCCUACAGCUCACCCAUCAAUGGCCAUGGCUCUCGGUCUCCUGAGCCUCCCAGCAGUAAAGCCAAGUCCAGUGCCAAAGCUCUCUACGAACAAAGAAAACACUUCACCAAAAACAGCAUCAACAGCCUGACGGACACGUCGCAAUAUCAUGUGGAGCACCUGACCUCGUUUGUGUUGGACCGUAAAGACGGGAUGAUCACGGUGGACGAUGGAGUCCGGCGUCUUCGUCUCCUGGACGCUAAAGGAAAAGUCUGGACCCAGGAGAUGUUGCUGCAGGUGGAGGAGAAAACUGUCAGCCUCAUCGACGUUGAAACAAAGAACGAGUUGGAGAACUUCCCCAUCGGGACGAUCCAGCACUGCCAGGCCGUGAUGAACACCUGCGGCUACGACUCCAUCUUGGCUCUGGUGUGUAAAGAGUCGGGUCAGAGCAAACCCGACCUCCACCUGUUCCAGUGUGACGACAUCAAGGCGAAUCUGAUCCACGCAGACAUAGAAAGUGCCAUGAUCGAUGCCAAAGGAGGCAAAGUGAAGAAGAGACCAGAGGCACUCAAGAUGAUCCUGAAGAGUGACGGUGUCAUCCCACCUCCGCCCGCCGCUCCCGCCCCCGAACCACCGGCAUCGUCCAAUCAGGUGGACGUGAAGAGUCGAGUGGCCGCUUGGUCAGCGUGGACCAAUGAGCAGCAAGACUGUGAGAAGCAGAGACACCUCUCAGAGGAGGACGGGCCGGUGGAGAUGAGUGCAGCCAGGGUGGACCGAGACGUGCAAAUCCUGAACCACAUCCUGGACGACAUCGAGUUCUUCGUCACCAAACUGCAGAAGGCCGCUGAGGCCUUUAACGAGCUCUCCAAGAGGAAGAAGGUCAAGAAGGGCAAGAAGAAAGGUCCAGGAGAGGGCGUCCUGACUCUGCGCUCCAAACCUCCCGGCGAGGACGAGUUUGUCGACUGCCUGCAGAAGUUCAAACACGCCUUCAACCAGCUGGGGAAACUGAAGGAUCACAUCCAGAACCCGAGCGCCGUGGAUCUGCUUCACUUCCUCUUCACGCCGCUCAGGAUGGUGAUCCAGGCGUCCGGCAGUGUGGAUCUGGCCCGGAGCGUCGUGGUUCCUCUGCUGACCAGUGAGGCCAUCGACUUCCUGCACGCCUCGGGGUCGGCAGAGGAGAGACACCUGUGGGUCACGCUGGGAGACGGAUGGACCAAAAGCAGGUUGGAGUGGCCGAAGGAUCAUUACUUUCCUCCCUGUGUGCUGAGGUUUCGGGACUGCUGGGAGCCUCCGGCGCUCCCGUCGGUGACUCCGUCCAGAGAACAGGAGCUGACUCAGCUGGCCGAGACUCUCGCCAACGCUGAGAUCCUGAGACAAGAGGAGCUGAAGCUCAGACUGGCCCAGGAGCAUUCGGCGGUGCAGAAGUUCCCUCCUGCAGACGGAAGUUUUGAUGCAGACAGCAGAGGCCAACCAAAACUGUUUGCCAAAUCUAAAUAUGACUUUGUGGGGAGAAACAACACGGAGCUGUCUGUCCUCAAAGACGAGGUCGUCGAGGUUCUUGACGACAAGAAGCAGUGGUGGAAGGUUCGUAACGGUGGCGGGGCGUCCGGCUACGUGCCAAACAACAUCCUGGAGAUCACCAAAGCAGUGGACAUCACCGGCAGAGGAGAGCCCAUCUACAGCCACACCAUACAGAAGCAGACUACGAAGACGGACUACAUCCCCAGUAAACCCGUAGCGACGCCAAUGCCUCCGGCCCCCACGCCGCCCCCUCCCGCCGCCACCAGACUCCCCACGCCGCCGCUGCCUCCUCCAGCCGCCGAGCCCCACAAGCCGAACGCCAGCAGCACAAUCAGCCGCCAGAACAGCACCACGUCCAGCGACAACGGCAGCAUCGCCAUGAGGGACCACACCAACCAGAGACCUGCACCCGUCAACCGCAGGAAAUCCAACAUGGAGGAAGUUCAGGAUGAGCUGAUGCACAGACUGACGUUGGGUCGCAGCGCUCAGAAGAAGUUUCCGCCUCCUUCCCGCAGCGGCAGCCUGCCGUCGUUCAGCAUCACUUACGAAUCGUCACCUGACGAGGUCAAAGCCUGGUUAGAGGCCAAAGGCUUCAGCCCAGUCACCAUCACCAGCCUCGGCGUCCUGACCGGCGCUCAGCUGUUCUCUCUUAACAAGGAGGAGCUGAAGACGGUUUGUCCCGACGACGGAGCUCGAGUCUUCAGCCAGGUCACUGUUCAGAAGGCAGCGCUGGAGAAGAGUUCAGGCUCUGAGCUCCAGGAGAUCAUGAGGAGGCGGCAGGAGAAACUGGCAGCCAGCACCUGUGAUUCAGGGGUGGAGUCUUUUGACGAAGGCAGCACCCACUGAGCUCCACGUUGCUUUCCCCCCUUCCUUCCUACUUUUACUUUCAUUUUUUAUUUUUUCAAACUGCAGCCUGCUGUUUUCUCGCAGGCGGCUGCCGACCACGCAGAGUUCGUGGAGAUCAUGCGGCGCAGGCAGGAACUCCUCAGCUCGUCUCCGUAGGAAAAGCGUAAAGAACGACCAACCCCACUGACUUUUGCAGCGUCCGAAUUGUUCAAAACACAGAGGGAAUAUUCUGCCAUGUUUGCCUGAAGUUCAUGUGAACACUUUUGGGACUGUGGACGUAGUUUUCUUUUCUCAACCAGAAGAGUUUUGUUGGUGUUGAAAAAUGUUGAGUCAGUAGCUCAUUUUCCAAAGCAAAGCCUCUCAGUAUUAAUGUUACGGCUGGUAGGUUGUUGGCCCAGCUUGUGCCUCAUGUAUCAGGGCGUUGGAGUCAGAGAGUUGAGCAUUGGCUUUUCUGAAAGACGCAACACUUGCUGCUGUUUCCCAAGGAUUUCCAGAAUCUUCAAAGACUCUUCGGUCCGAUCUACAAUGGAAAAAAGACUUCUAACCCGUUAGGUCAGAUGAAAGAGCCAAAACUGACAUAUCGGGUGUUUAACCUUCAUAAUGUUAUCAUGAGAAAACAACAUCCUCGUAAUCUCAAGAUAAAAACAGCUGAUUUAAGGAGCCACCAUUUUCAGAUGACAUUUGAAAAUCCAACAUAAUGCAAAAAUACAUUUAUACAUAAAAAUACCUGAUGAUAAUAAUAUAACUUUAAGAUUUUGUGUGAAUAAGAUACAAUUUAUAAUUUGUGCACAAGGCAUGAUGGAUAAGACAGACGGAUGGUAUCUUGAUCCCACAAGAUGAUGACUCAAGUUAUGCAUCCGCUCUUCAGUUGGCGUCCUCCUCCAGACGCCUUCUCCUUGUCCAGCCUCCACGUGACGAGCUGCUUGAACCUGUUCUUCCGGAACCACAUCUGCUUCCUCGUCUGGUUCAUCCACCAGCAGCUCGGUGGUCCUGCGUGUCGCCUGAGGCCUUCAGUCCUUUCAGUUAUCUGGACGAAGGCCGGAUGAUGAUCAGUCAUCCUCAUCCCAUUGAUCCCAUCAGCAGAGUGACGAGGAGUCCGUCGUGCGCUUCGUGGCGUUACUUUAUAAAUAAGUAAUUUUACUUUACAUAGUGUUUCUAGUGUCAAGAUCUUUCAGGACUUUUGAUGGGAACUGGAAAGUGUUUGAGGAUUCUGAAAAUGGCUUUAAAACUGAGGCGAGAUGCAAAUGUUGAACUCUGUGACUUGAAUGUAAUGAAAGUAAACAAGAGGCACAAACUGGGGCUGGUAGUUAAAAUAACUGACGGGUCGAUGGUGUGUGUCUUGUGUAGAAAACAAAAGGAAUUAAGUGAAUGUUGACUGAAUAUAUUGUUCUAUGAAAUACAAGAAUAGACUUAUAGACUGUAUAUUUAAGAUUGUUUUGGCCAAGAGAGUUAAGAUAUUCAUAGUAAGUAAUCUUUUUAUUUUAUGGUUAAAUAGAGAAUUUAAUAUAAUGGGUAAUAGAACUGAUCAACUGAAAAAGCAAAAGAAGUGAAAAUCCUUUUCUCCAAGUGGACAAUAACUUUAUAAUAAUGUCUAAUUUAUGAGCGUCAUGUGAUUUAGAGUUAGAGACAGAUUUCUUCAGAUGUUAUUAGUUGUGGCGAUCAGCGUUUUUUGCACAGUAAUAAAAACGCAAUGUGUUUCUCUGCUGGAGGUGAGCGACGAGUCAAACCUUUAAAUGAUUCAGAAUCGCACUUUGAUUCAUUUUCUAUUCAGUCAGCAAAAAUCAGUUUCCACCGACUUUGCAUCAAACGUCGUCUAAACACUGAAAUGAAUGUAGUCUGCUGACUUGGCGACGCUCCCACUUUAAACAGGAUGAAUGUGUUUCCUUUAGGCUCCGCCCACAGCAACAGGUAGCCUCAGGUGUCCCGUUGGUUGCCUUACAUCAUCACGUGUUGAUAAAAACAUUUGCUGUGCAGAGCGACAGGAAGCUUAAUGCUAACGGUUUGUUGUUUAAGUCCGUUAACAAGAUCUUAUUUAACGACUAAACGAUAGACAAUCUUAAAUUAUUUACAGUUUUAAACUACUUUAUUAGGUGAAAAAACAUUUUCUCCAUUACAUUUAUACAAACCAGGUAAAAAUCAAGCGUACUCAGAGUCACAAGAGCUCGUAUUUUCAACAUUCUUCCGGUUAUUCAUUUUCUGAGCCGCUCAGCGACUGAAAUGUCAGAUUGACAGGGAAACCUAAACCGACUUGUUGUUGGGUGAAACUUUAUUGCACAAAUUUUUUAACAUCGUGAUUUGGAUUUGGACCAAGUGUGGAACAAAGUUUAGUCUGGGCAAAACCAAAAAGGUUAUUCGUCUUUUCCUUUUAACUAAAUGAACCGGAACGCUUUUGGUUUCCGUUACUUGUUCAUAGAAGUAUGUGCUUAUGAUAAAGUAUAACACGUUGAUGCCGUCGUCGCUUCAGUAAGUUGAACAAUGGGACAAAAUAGUAAAAAUUGUUAAAUAGUUGUACAGUUGCAGAGAAUCAGGUCUUUAUUUCUAGUUUUCGCUGCUCUCCAAGUACAAUAAACUGUGUUUACCUGUUAAUAAAAUUGGCAUAAUGAAUAUUUCCACUAAUCCCGCUACUUUGCAGUUUCUUUUGAUCACUAUGAAGCGAUCACUAAUCGAAUAAAGAAAGAUAAACAUAGCUGAUCGAGGAACCUUGGGUUUUAUGACAGACAGAGAAAGUCUAAUUCAGCUCAACACUUCCUGAACAGAUUUUUUUUCUCAUUAAAGGACUAUUGGUUUUAAAAUGUGAACAAUCUGCAAAGUGUCAUUGAGGUAACUUAACAGCAGCUAAAAAAAGAUUUAUUAAUAUAGAGAGAAGUUGCAUUAUAAAAUGUUUAGUUUGCUGUCUUCUGAUUGCCUGCUAUAGAAAAACUAAACAACCAGACAUGAUUAUUUUGUUCUGUACACUACAUUAUAUUUAAAGUAAUUCUAUCACUCUAAUCCAUUAUUCAAAUACUGGCUUUUAUUUGAGAAUUUACAGAAAACUCUUCAUCUGUAAAGGUUCUCCUGCAAAGAUCAGCAACCAAAAUCUGUUUUGAAGUUUGUGAAAACUUUCAGUAAGUAAAAAAUUAUUUCUACACAAACUAAAUAUGCCACCUGAUCAUCCACUAGCCGGAUGAAAUAUUAUAUAUAAAAUAUAAAUGUGUAUGUAUACUGUAUGCUUGCAUAAAGAUGUCAAAAUCAGCCAGUACAUUCUCACUGUGGCAUUGAUUGUAUUGAUUAUUGUUUUCCAAUUCAGCACUUACGUUUCUCAGGCCAUUUUCUUGGCCAGUAAAACGGAAGUAAACGGUGUGAAGGGUAAAAAUGAAUGAAAAGGUCUGAACUGUAGCACAACACUGUAAUUACACUAAUGAUUAAUGCUCAGUAGUUCACUGUUAAUAAGUUUCUGUAUUUAGUGAACUGUCCUUGUACCCAAACAGUUCUAGAAGCCAAUCAGAAAGAAAUGUUAGUGAGAAUUUACUACGAAAUGCAUUUGUACGUGUAUAGUUUUCAUGGUGCCUUUUCCAUAUGAAUCUGCUCAUAAUGCAAUAAAACAUUUACAAAAAUAAA
Messenger RNA from Micropterus dolomieu (smallmouth bass), 6269 nucleotides. It is a transcript of the gene eps8a, whose product is annotated as epidermal growth factor receptor pathway substrate 8a. The coding region runs from base 282 to 2672 and encodes 796 amino acids. Gene Ontology annotation, cellular component: vesicle; plasma membrane; ruffle membrane. The transcript has 21 exons. NCBI's taxonomy places the organism in Eukaryota, Metazoa, Chordata, Actinopteri, Centrarchiformes, Centrarchidae. Gene Ontology annotation, molecular function: actin binding. The record is from RefSeq and is a predicted model, not a curated record. Gene Ontology annotation, biological process: Rho protein signal transduction; positive regulation of ruffle assembly; regulation of Rho protein signal transduction.